Molecule: messenger RNA, 2701 nt
Organism: Marmota flaviventris (yellow-bellied marmot)
Lineage: Eukaryota; Metazoa; Chordata; Mammalia; Rodentia; Sciuridae
Gene: Cdadc1
Product: cytidine and dCMP deaminase domain containing 1
Cellular component (GO): cytoplasm
Molecular function (GO): dCMP deaminase activity; zinc ion binding
Source: RefSeq, a predicted model, not a curated record
AUGCCAGGGUACUCCUCAGAUUUUCCAGAGACCACUCGUUUCUCCCUCCUCCCUUCACAUUUUUUUCCCAGUUGGAGUUCCUCUCGUCUUCAUGUUCUGGAUAAGAAACAGAACGUCCCCGUUGGGUUCCGUGGCCCUACAUUCCCCAAGGCCCGCCAAUCUCUGAUCAGAACAACCUCCUGGGACGCCCAACUCCUAACCCCUUUUCACCCGCUCAGGUUCUCAAAAACCAUGACCGUGACAAGAGAGGCCAGUCGCCUCAUCGGUCCGCGCAGCCUGAGACCUCAGGCCAAGAAAUCCUCGAGUGACUUUAUUUCGGCAAAAUCAAGAAAAACGAAAAGCAAAAAGAAACUGCAAACACUUCGCAGCUCGGCGCUUCAAUCCCACCCGCCGCUCUCGUCCGACCCGCAGCCCAGCUCAGUCUCGGGCCUCGCCCUGACGUCAUCAAGGCGCCCGGAAGUAGCCGGAGAGCUUUCCCGGGCAGCAGAGGCUGGUGGGCUUGGGGUGAAAGAAGCAGGGCAGAUGCAAAAUCUGGAGAGCGCGGGGGCCGGGCGGUCAGUCAGUACCCAGACUGGCAGCAUGACCGGUCAAAUGCCAAGACUUUCUAAAGUCAACCUUUUCACUCUGCUCAGUCUCUGGAUGGAGCUCUUCCCAGGAGUAGAAGCCCAAAAGCAAAAAUCUCAGGAAAAUGAAGAAGACAAAUGUGGACCCUUAGGAGAUGAUAAAGAGAUGGCCAGAGAAUCUACUGACAAAAAACAGGUGAAGAAAACUGGUCUUGUGGUGGUGAAAAACAUGAAAAUUGUUGGUCUCCAUUGUUCUAGUGAAGAUCUACAUGCUGGGCAAAUUGCUCUUAUUAAACAUGGGUCAAGGCUGAAAAACUGUGAUCUUUAUUUUUCCAGAAAACCAUGUUCUGCUUGUUUGAAAAUGAUUGUAAAUGCUGGAGUUAAUCGAAUUUCAUAUUGGCCUGCUGAUCCAGAAAUAAGUUUGCUUACUGAGGCUUCUAGUUCUGAAGAUGCAAAGUUAGAUGCCAAAGCUGUGGAAAGACUGAAGUCAAACAGUCGGGCCCAUGUGUGUGUCUUACUUCAACCUUUGGUGUGUUAUAUGGUGCAGUUUGUAGAAGAGACUUCUUACAAAUGUGACUUUAUUCAAAAAAUUACAAAGACAGUACCAGAUGCUAACAUUGACUUUUAUUCUGAAUGUAAACAAGAAAGAAUAAAAGAAUAUGAAAUGAUAUUUUUGAUUUCAAAUGAAGAAAUACAUAAGCAAAUCCUGAUGACUAUAGGUCUGGAGAACCUGUGUGAAAAUCCCUACUUUAGCAAUCUGAGGCAAAACAUGAAAGACCUUAUCCUAAUCUUGGCCACGGUAGCUUCCAGUGUGCCCAGCUUUAAACACUUUGGAUUUUAUUGUAGUAAUCCAGAACAGAUUAAUGAAAUUCACAAUCAAAGUUUGCCACAAGAAAUUGCAAGGCACUGCAUGGUUCAGGCCAGGUUAUUGGCAUAUCGGACUGAGGAUCAUAAAACAGGAGUUGGAGCAGUCAUUUGGGCAGAAGGGAAAUCUAGAAGCUGUGACGGAACCGGAGCUAUGUACUUCAUAGGAUGUGGCUAUAAUGCCUUUCCUGUUGGAUCUGAGUAUGCUGACUUCCCACAUAUGGAUGACAAGCAGAAAGACAGAGAAAUAAGGAAAUUCAGAUACAUCAUACAUGCUGAACAAAAUGCCUUGACAUUUAGGUGUCAAAAAAUAAAACCAGAAGAAAGAAGCAUGAUUUUUGUGACAAAAUGCCCAUGUGAUGAAUGUGUACCUUUAAUUAAAGGUGCUGGCAUAAAACAAAUCUAUGCAGGGGAUGUAGAUGUUGGAAAAAAGAAGGCAGACAUCUCUUACAUGAGGUUUGGGGAACUUGAGGGUGUUAGCAAAUUUACCUGGCAGCUGAAUCCAUCUGCAGCUUAUGAUCUUGAACAAAACGAGCCUGAAAGGAAAGAAAACGGUGUGUUGAGAGCCCUGCCUGGGAGUGAGGAGCAGCACCGCAAGAAGCUAUGUCUGGGAAAGCCUUCGGAGGGCCUCUCCACGCUGCAGUGACGGCCUCAGGAGUUGGUUGUUGCACCUCUAAAGUUCAGCCUUGUUAACUCAGAAAAUGAGGAUGGAUUUCGUGAACCAUUGAAAAGUUUGUUAGGAUAAGAAUUAUGUUGACGAGGACAUUUUUAUUUUAGACUUAUUUGUGUAUUUUUCAGAAUAUGGCAAUGUGUUUAAUGCUUUAAUGAGAUCAGUGUCAUCACCAACAGGGAUGGAUUUCUGUUUAUCUCAGUUUCUAUUUAUACAGCCAAUUUGAAAGGGGCUGGCUCACUGGAGUCAUAUCUCAACAGGGAAUUACAUAUCUUUUGAGAAAUAUUAAUUCCUUUGGAUUACAAGGGUGAGAAUUAGUAAAUUGUCCAGGGAAAUAAGUGACAAUCUGUUCAUAUUUUAAGAAUCCAUGUAUAGAUAACCAGAAGGGUCAUGUUUAUACCUAAAAUCAUUCUAGCAUUCAAAAAUUACUGAAUUGGGACUGUCUUAAAGUCUCCAUUUUGAAACUAUAUUUUUAAAAUUAGUAAUCUCUUGGGCUGGAGGUCUAGCUCAGUGGUAAAGUACUAGCCAGCAUGUACGAAGCCCUGUGUUACAUUCCCAGCACUGCAAAAGUAAAUAAAUAAAUAAGAUGUUAAUUUCUCCUAAA